AUGGCGUCGGCCCACGUGAAGAAGAGCCCGGCGGAGCGGCCGGUGCCGCGCAUGCAGCCGGCCAUGAUGAUGUUCUCCAGUAAGUACUGGUCCCGGAGGGGCAUGUCCCUGGACUCGGCCAUGUUCCAGCAGCAGAGACACACCGGGGGACAGAUGUCAAGGCGUCCAUCCUUCUGUCCCAUAAACGAGUCCGCGGACACAGAAGGCGCAGAGGAUUCUGGGAAAACAGCUGUUGUGUUUUCUCUGAAGAACGAAGUUGGCGGUCUGGUCAAAGCUCUGAGGAUCUUCCAGGAGCAGCGGGUGAACCUGUCCCACAUCGAGUCCCGUCCGUCCCGGCGUGUCCCCAGCGAGGUGGACAUCUUGGCCGUGUGCAGCUGCAGCCAGAGGGAGUUCAGCGAGCUGGUGGGGGCGCUCCGGGACGCCGUGUCCAUCGUCUCCAUCAACACGCCCCCCCACGCCUGGGCCGCCGCCGACGCAGGUGAUGUCAUCGCUUAA
Messenger RNA from Etheostoma cragini (Arkansas darter), 495 nucleotides. Its product is annotated as tryptophan 5-hydroxylase 2-like. The transcript has 3 exons. Gene Ontology annotation, cellular component: neuron projection. Bases 1 to 495 code for a protein of 164 amino acids. The record is from RefSeq and is a predicted model, not a curated record. Gene Ontology annotation, biological process: aromatic amino acid metabolic process. Lineage: Eukaryota; Metazoa; Chordata; Actinopteri; Perciformes; Percidae. Gene Ontology annotation, molecular function: tryptophan 5-monooxygenase activity; iron ion binding.